AUGGCUAUUCUUCUCACCAGCUUCUUGCUAUGUCUGAUGUUGCGGGUCUGGACCAUGCCCAUAACUGCCAAGACCAAUUCCUUUUCCUUCUCCGAACAUACAGCCGCGUAUCAAAUCAACCGACUAUCUCGCUUUGCCCUCGACUCGACGCUGGAUGCAAUCGGGAAUCGCUCAUUGGGUCAUGACCAAGGGGGAUGUACGUUAGAAAAUGUGCGGGUCCGUCGAGACUGGAGAACCUUCCCGCGCAAGGAAAAGAGAGCCUAUAUCAAUGCAGUUUUAUGUCUACAAUGGCUGCCUGCUCAAACACCUUCUGCCCUUGCAGCCGGGGCCAAGUCCCGAUACGAUGACUUCGUAGCCACGCACAUCAACCAAACCUGGCAUAUUCAUCGCACGGGCACCUUUUUGGCCUGGCAUCGGUAUUUCAUCUACGUGUUCGAAGAGACGUUGCGUGAUGAAUGCGGUUAUACCGGCGACCUCCCUUACUGGAACUGGGGUGCUGAUGUACAAUCAAUGGAAGAGUCCCCGCUCUUCGACGGCAGCGACACAUCGUUGUCGGGCAAUGGGGCUUAUAUUCCCAAUCAGCCGAACCUGCGGAUACCACUUGGGAACACCGAUCUGCCCCCUCUAAUUCUUCCCGCUGGCACCGGAGGAGGCUGUCUGACUAGUGGUCCAUUCAUGAACUCCACGAUCAACAUGGGCCCGUCCUUCCUGUACGUACCCGGCGGCAACGUAUCGCGCAUGUCCAAUCCACUCGACUACAACCCCCGCUGCUUGAAGCGCGACUUGACGACCUCCAUUUUGCGCGAUAACAAUAACUAUACAACCAUUCUUCAAUUGAUCCUCAACAACCACGAUGUUUGGGACUUCGAGACUAAUGCGCAGGGUGCGCCCGGGAGUGGGCUCCUCGGUGUUCACGGUGGUGGCCACUUGGCUAUGGGUGGUGACCCUGGCCGUGACGCCGACGCUAAUCCGGGGGAUCCUGGAUUCUGGAAUCAUCACGCCAUGAUUGAUCGUCUCUGGUGGAUUUGGCAGAACCUGGACUUGACCAAACGGCAAUAUGCGAUUUCCGGGACGGGAACCUUCUUGAAUGAUCCGGCGUCGCCGAAUACUACGCUCGACACCCACGUCAACGUUGGAUAUGUCAAACCGGGCUCAAUCGCGGUGCGAGAUAUAAUGAGCACCACGGCCGGGCCUUUCUGCUAUGUGUAUUUGUGA
This is a messenger RNA of Penicillium canariense, 1215 nucleotides long. Its product is annotated as tyrosinase family protein. Lineage: Eukaryota; Fungi; Ascomycota; Eurotiomycetes; Eurotiales; Aspergillaceae. The coding region runs from base 1 to 1215 and encodes 404 amino acids. The record is from RefSeq and is a predicted model, not a curated record. Gene Ontology annotation, molecular function: oxidoreductase activity. The transcript has 3 exons.